Molecule: messenger RNA, 910 nt
Organism: Lolium rigidum
Lineage: Eukaryota; Viridiplantae; Streptophyta; Magnoliopsida; Poales; Poaceae
Product: serotonin N-acetyltransferase 1, chloroplastic-like
Exons: 8
Coding region: 87-833 (248 amino acids)
Cellular component (GO): cytoplasm
Molecular function (GO): N-acetyltransferase activity
Source: RefSeq, a predicted model, not a curated record
GCCGCACGAAUACUGCGUGAGCCGCCCCUUCCCCCGCCGUCCUCCGGAGGCACGCGAGCUGCCGGAAUCGACAGGCAGCGAGCACCAUGGCCGCCUUCGCCGUCACCCCUUCCUCUUCAAUAUGCGGUGUAUGCAUCCCGACGGCGUGCCGUUUGGAUGCUCGGGACGGGGUCCCCGCGCCGAGGUUCCUCCACAGUCGGAAGCAAGCGAAAAGACGGUCUUCAACAGCUUGGUCCUUGAGGGCUGGUCUAUGGGACUCUCUCAAAUCUGGAUUUUUAAAUACUAAUAACAGUACAGAGACAGUAGAGCCACCUUCAACACCAAUUGAAGACGAAGAACCUAUACCUGAGGAGCUAAUGCUUUUGGAAAGGACACUCCCUGAUGGUAGCACAGAGCAAAUCAUGUUUUCUUCAGCUGGCGAUAUUGAUGUAUAUGAUCUCCAAGCCUUAUGUGAUAAGGUAGGAUGGCCACGCAGACCUCUAACAAAAAUAGCUGCAUCCUUAAGAAACAGCUACUUGGUCGCUACGCUACAUUCCAUAAUUAGAUCUUCGGAAACAGAGGGAGAAGAGAGGAAGCAACUAAUUGGCAUGGCGCGAGCAACUUCAGACCAUGCCUUCAAUGCUACAAUCUGGGAUGUUCUCGUCGACCCAUCCUAUCAGGGUCAAGGUCUUGGAAAAACACUCAUGGAAAAAGUAAUCCGUACUUUGCUUCAGAGAGAUAUCAACAACAUUACACUAUUUGCAGACAGUAAAGUCGUAGACUUCUAUAAGAACAUGGGAUUCGAAGCGGACCCUCAGGGCAUCAAGGGCAUGUUCUGGUACCCCAGGCUCUAGAUGUCGGUGGUGGCGCGGCACCCGUCAAUCGUCUCUAGAAGAGCGACGACCGGCACAGUUUCCUCCAGUGCAGAAGG